Boleophthalmus pectinirostris (great blue-spotted mudskipper) is the source of this 2615-nucleotide messenger RNA. Its product is annotated as hyaluronan-binding protein 2-like. Gene Ontology annotation, biological process: proteolysis. The transcript has 13 exons. Gene Ontology annotation, molecular function: serine-type endopeptidase activity. Lineage: Eukaryota; Metazoa; Chordata; Actinopteri; Gobiiformes; Gobiidae. The coding region runs from base 51 to 2102 and encodes 683 amino acids. The record is from RefSeq and is a predicted model, not a curated record.
UCUCCAAGCGGGAAGCUCCAGUUGUGGUUCUGGGCUGAUCCUGUGCCAUCAUGAAGCUCAGGCUUCUGCUGCUGUGUGUGCUGCUGGCUCUGCUCUUCGUCUCCUGCGAGAUGAAGAAGAAAAAAGACAAAGACAAAGACAAAGGUCAUGGUCAUGGUCAUGGUCAUGGUCGCGGCCGUGGUCACGGUCACGGUCAUGAUCAUCAUCAUCAUCGUGGAAAACAUGGCAGAGGACGCUUUGUAGAUAUCAUCACCGAUAUAUUCUUCCAGAAUGCUGGUGAUGAUGAUGACGACGAUGAAGAACACAGCAGCGACUGGCUUUAUGAACUCCAGGAACCAGAAGGUCCAUGCAGCCCCAACCCCUGUCAUAACAAUGGAGUUUGUGAAGAAGGAAAGAAAGGCAAGAAGUUCAAAUGCGACUGUCCAAAACCAUUUAAGGGCAAGAAAUGUGAAAAAGGUCCCAAACACUGUAAAAAGGGCAGGUGCGGCCGUGGAGAAUGUGUGGUGACCUCUGAUCCUCCGUUCUUCGAGUGCAAAUGCAAAGAGCCAUUCAAGCCUCCAAACUGUGUCCAGUAUUCUGUUUGUGACCCUAACCCUUGCCAAAAUGGAGGGAAGUGUGUGAGAGACGGCAAUGAUUUCGACUGCGCCUGUGCUGAUGGGUUCAGUGGACACUUCUGCCAAGUCGGUCCCGAUGACUGCUAUACUGGGGAUGGGGAGUCCUACAGGGGAAAUGUGAGUGAGACAGAUGAUGGUCACGAGUGUUUGUACUGGAACUCUCACUUCCUCUUGGACUCUGGCACCUACCCCUUUGGGUCCAACGAGGACGAUGACGGACUGGGCCCCCACAACUUCUGCAGAAAUCCAGAUGGUUCAAAGAUGCCGUGGUGCUUCUACCGAAAAGGCCGCAAACUCUGGUGGGACUACUGUGAUGUAAGACACUGUGACGAUCCAACAGAUGAACCAUCUACAGCUGAACCCACACACCAGCCCGAUCCUACGCACCACGCCCCAACCUCACCUGGGCCAACAGAAGAACCAGCACCAGGUCCCACUCAGCCUGCGCCACCUGUUUCCACCACCCAUGCCCAUGAACCUACCCAUGGACCUACCGCUACCCAUGGACCUACCGCUACCCAUGAACCUACCCAUGGACCUACCGCUACCCAUGAACCUACCGCUGCCCAUGAACCUACCGCUGCCCAUGAACCUACCGCUGCCCAUGAACCUACUGCUGCCCCAGGAUCUACUGCUGCCCCUGGUUCUACCCCUGCCCCACACACCCCAAGCCCCACUAAUGCCACCACCAAUGAAACUGCACAGUUCAAGACGUGCGGACGCCCAGAGCCUAAAAAACCCAUCACUCGUAUCUUUGGGGGUCUUAAAGUGCCGCCUGGUGCCCUGCCAUGGCAAGUGUCGGUACAAGUGAGGCCUCAGAACUCCAACGCGCCCUUCAGACACCUCUGUGGAGGAAUCCUCAUCGAGAGCUGCUGGGUGCUCACCGCUGGACACUGCAUUCACAAAAAUCGGGACAUGCAGGUGGUUUUGGGAAGCAAUGACCUCUCCUCAGAAGAGUCCAGUCAGCAGACGUUACCUGUGGAGGAAGCCAUUCUGCAUGAGAACUACAACGAGAAGCCAUACGCUGUUUACAAUGACAUAGGUUUGCUGCGUCUGCAAGGUCAUAAUGGAGUAUGUGCUGAAGAGUCUCAGUUUGUGAAGACGGCCUGUCUCCCAGAAGCCCCACUGCCUGAUGGGACGGAGUGCACCAUUUCAGGAUGGGGUGCCACAGAGAAUGCGACCGGUUCUCAGCACCUGCUUGAGGCCAAAGUGCUGCUGAUUAACCAAGACAAAUGCUCGAAACCCGAAGUCUACGGUGCUGUCCUGGACAACGGCAUGAUGUGUGCUGGACACCUGCGGGGAGGGGUGGACUCCUGCCAGGGUGACUCUGGCGGCCCUUUGACCUGUGAAGAGAACAACGCUUUUGUAAUUUAUGGAGUAGUCUCCUGGGGCGACCAGUGUGGCAAGAAGAACAAGCCCGGGGUCUACACUCGCGUCACAAACUACCUGGAUUGGAUCAAGUCUAAGAUCUCUGCUCCAGCCAAAUAAGUCUAAUGGGGUCAGGUUUAAGCCAAGGAAUCGAUGGGAGUUGUUAAUAUGAAUGUGUGAGCGUUUUCAAUCAAGAUCAUUUGGAUUCACCUGCCAUUUUGUUUUUCAUUUGACCUUUCUAAUAAAUUCCAGUAAAAUCAUCUGUUUUUGAAUUCAAUUUCAUUAUAAACACUGGCUAUGUUUAUGUGCACAUAAAAUUAGUAUUAUCAGAUUUCUAGAGAUGUAAAUCGCAAAUCAGAAAUUAUCAGAAAUAAAUCAGACCGCUAUGUUCAGAUUGUUCAGCUCCAUUCCAAUAACUCCAGCAGUAACUUGAUCAUAAUAAAAAACUUUUCUAAUGGACCAGAAUAUAAAAAUACAUCAGCAGCAAAAUGAUUUGUCAUGAAUGCAAACAGGGCUAAAAGGAGAAACCAAUGAGGUGAAGCCAUGAGUGUGACUUGGCUAAAGAUGAGAUGAGGAGAGGUUUGCGAUCUAGAUAGUCACACGACAUUUACAGAUUCAAAUAAAAUGAACAGU